This is a messenger RNA of Hydractinia symbiolongicarpus, 1810 nucleotides long. RefSeq names its product myophilin-like. NCBI's taxonomy places the organism in Eukaryota, Metazoa, Cnidaria, Hydrozoa, Anthoathecata, Hydractiniidae. Bases 343 to 924 code for a protein of 193 amino acids. The record is from RefSeq and is a predicted model, not a curated record. Gene Ontology annotation, molecular function: protein binding. The transcript has a single exon.
UUUGAAACGUCUAAUUUAUAGUUUGUUAAAUGAAGCAUGACAUGUAAUAAUACAGUUUUCUUGCGGUCAAUUUUUGAUUAUAUCUCCGUUGUAAUAAAAACAUCGUGUUCAAAACCAACAACACGUUUAUAUCGACAAUUAAAUUUUCCUCUCACUUUUUAUGUGGUGUUGUAUGAAUCAGAUGAGCUCGGAUUUGUUAGACGUAGUUAUAAAAGACGCGCACAGCUGAAAAUUCAAAUCAAUAAUUUAUUCUAUCGCUUUCUCUUAAAGAGUUUUUUCUAGAAUAUUAUUUUUGUUAACAGAAGAUCGAAGAACAAGCCAGUUUUUCAAGAAAAAAUAAAUAUGGCUAACCGACCAAGAGGAUAUGGACUGACAGCAGCAUUGCAGAGAAAAAGGGCGGAGAAAUAUGACUAUGAUGAUGAGCAGGACGCACUAGCCUGGAUGGAAGCAGUUCUCGAUGAAGGGGAGAUUUUUAUAAACGUUCAUGGCAUGAGAAAGACACAAGACGCUUUGAGAGACGGUGUUUAUCUAUGUAAACUCAUGAUAGCGUUAUGUCCUGGUAUUAUCAAAAGAAUCAACGUGCCCGACUCACCUUUUAAAUGCAUGGAAAACGUAGAUUUAUUUUUAAAAGCUUGUAGAAAAUACGGACUAAAAUCUGGCGAUUUAUUUCAGACGAGCGAUUUGUAUGACGGUGUAAACACAACAGCCGUUAUUAAUACUAUACACGCUGUGGGAAGAAAAGCGCAAUCAAAUGGAUACGACGGCCCUAUUUUAGGUCCGAAAGAAUCAACACAAAAUCCGAGACAGUUUAGCGCUGAGCAGUUACGUGAAGCCGAGAAAAUAAUCGGGUUACAAAUGGGUUCAAAUAAAGGCGCUAAUCAAUCUGGCCUUAAUUUUGGUAAAACGCGUUCUAUUUUAGAUUGAGUACAUUAAACUAUAAAACUACGACAAAUUUUAUUUUUCACGAUCUGAAAUCAGUGCAAAAAAUGGAAAGAAUCACCGCAAUUUUGGUUGAAAGUAUUUCGUUUGAAAUAAUAUGGAAGUUGGUAGUUUCGUUCGCGUGUCAACUAUCAUUGGCAGCAGAGCAGUAAUUGUGCCUCUUGAUACGAAAACAAUGAACGAUACAGGAAGUUAACAAAUCGGUUAGUUAGAAACGCAAAAAAAAUUUUAAUGAGGACGAAUUUUCACGAGUUAAUUUCUAUGUUUUCAAUUUUCUGUGUUAAUAUUAACUUAUUACGAAAUAUUUUUUUCGUGUUUUUUUCGUUAAGAAACUUCGUUUGUAAAUAAUUCAGAAUAUAUUGACAUUUAAAUAAACGAUUUAUUGCUGCAAAUUCGUUCCAAUUUUAAUAUUAUGCGUUAAAAAAACGCCAGAUAAAAGGUUGGUAAACAGGUGGUAUGAAGUUUGAAUAGGUACGCAUUCUGUUUAAAGCUUCUAUACCAUCUUGAAAAUAGAAGCUGUUAAACUUUGUAAGAUUUAGCAGCUUCGUGCCACCAGUGUUGUCAAUUCGUUUUUAAUUAUAAAUAGCUUUCUAUAUUUUGAUUAUAUUUGCUCUUUAUAUUUACUUUGACUUGUGACUACAGAGCCAAUUACUUCUUUAGUGUUUUAGUGGCAUUUAGCUUGUGUCAACGUUUAAAAAGUGACAAAAAGUCCUGGGAACAAGGUUUGUCAGAUUAUAAUAAGGAAUGAGUAUUUUUUGUAUUUUAAUUGCAAGCAUGCUUUCAUUUCCUGAUUGAAGCCAUCCCAUUUUUCUAUUUUUCUUUGAUUCGUUUUUUUUUUUUGUAGCGUAUGAAAUAAAAUUGAAUUUAUUAA